This is a messenger RNA of Punica granatum (pomegranate), 1495 nucleotides long. Lineage: Eukaryota; Viridiplantae; Streptophyta; Magnoliopsida; Myrtales; Lythraceae. The record is from RefSeq and is a predicted model, not a curated record.
AUAUAUAUAUAUUUCCAAGGGGUUUAUGGCUUUUACUUGUAGACGGCUCUUGCGCUCCAUUUUUUCUCCAUGGGAAACUGCUUGGGACAGCCUGCAAAGUGUGCUCACGCUUCAUCAAGCAACAUCGCUGACUCGGGUAAUCCUCACAGCGGGACAAUGACUGAAGAUGAUUCAAGCUUGAAGCCUUCAAGCCAGCGAAAAACUCUGGCAGGUUCUGAGAACAAAUCCUUCACGAAACCGAGAUUUGACCCUGUGAUUCCCAAUACUCUCAAAUCCUUCAGCUUAGCUGAGCUCAAGAAUGCCACCAAGAACUUCCGCUCUGACAGCUUUAUCGGUGAGGGGGGGUUCGGAUGUGUCUUCAAAGGGUGGUUAGACGCGAACACAUUGGUCCCUACUAGGCCGGGAAGCGGGAUGGUCGUGGCCAUCAAGAAACUCAAGACGGGAGGCUUUCAGGGCCACAAGGAAUGGCUUGCCGAAGUCAACUACUUGGGUCAGCUUCACCAUGAAAACCUCGUAAAGCUUAUCGGUUACUGUGCGGAGUCAGAUAAUAGGCUGCUCGUAUAUGAAUGCAUGCCUAGAGGAAGUUUGGAGAAUCAUCUGUUCAGAAAAGGUAUCCAACCUAUUGCUUGGGCUACAAGGAUGAACAUUGCUGUUGGGGUUGCACGGGGACUGUCUUUCCUGCACAGCUUAGACGCAAAUGUGAUUUAUCGUGACUUGAAAGCUUCUAACGUACUAUUGGAUUCAGAUUUCAAUGCGAAGCUCUCAGAUUUUGGAUUAGCUAGGGAUGGGCCCACUGGGGAUAAGAGUCAUGUUUCGACCCGGGUCGUGGGAACUCGAGGCUAUGCAGCCCCUGAAUAUGUGGCAACAGGUCACUUGACACCAAAAAGCGAUGUGUACAGCUUUGGGGUGCUCUUGCUAGAACUGCUGACAGGUAAAAGGGCACUGGAUGAUGAAAGGCCUGGUUAUCUCGACGAGACACUAGUCGAGUGGGCGAAGCCAUUCUUGAGAGAGAGCAGGAGAAUGUUCCGGAUCAUGGACACAAGAUUAGGGGGGCAGUACUCUAAGAAGGGGGCCCAGUCGGCAGCGGCCAUAGCCCAGCAGUGCCUCGAUUUGGAUCCCAAGUGCAGGCCACCGAUGAGCGAGGUCUUGACAAUGUUGGAAGAACUUGUUUAUUCAUCGAAGAAACCUCUGUCUUCUCCUUCUCCUCAAGCAGAACUCCAUGGGGCUAAGUAUCCAAGACAAGCGUAGGCACAUCUGCCAUGAGUCAACAGAUGCAGAUUUUUUCUUUUGUUCAUUUAUUUAGUAUAAUGGGGCCGUCAUAGCCUCGAGAAAUUGUUUUUACGAACUAAGGAAUAUAUUGAUGCUGUACAGAAACAUAUAUCUCAUGUUAUCAGUAGGUGCAGGCCAAUAGUUAUGUGUAAUAUAUUGAUGUGUAGGCGGAUUUUGUCAACCAAGAUGAACAAAUCCAGAAAGCAAGUCUUCCGGACUUUGUAAA